Daphnia pulex (common water flea) is the source of this 2289-nucleotide messenger RNA. Its product is annotated as dystrobrevin alpha-like. Gene Ontology annotation, cellular component: plasma membrane. The transcript is spliced from 7 exons. Gene Ontology annotation, biological process: synaptic signaling. Bases 186 to 2033 code for a protein of 615 amino acids. Gene Ontology annotation, molecular function: zinc ion binding. The record is from RefSeq and is a predicted model, not a curated record. NCBI's taxonomy places the organism in Eukaryota, Metazoa, Arthropoda, Branchiopoda, Diplostraca, Daphniidae.
CUGUCAUUUGAAACUGAACAAAACGUAGUUUCAAGUUUUGUUUGAUGGUGUGAACAGGUAGAUUGGGGUAGAACUUCAUUUUACACCUGUCAUAGACAUUUAAUCGUGAACGUUUGCCGAAUAUUUUUUCUCGACAUCGUAAUCCUAACCAUUUUAACUACUGACGUUUCCUGUAUCAUUUUGCAAUGCAUAAAAGAAUGUACAACGAACAUCGAGAACUGCUAGCAGCCCUAAAUCAAUUUGCCAACAUUCGUUACGUAGCUUACCGCACAGCCGCAAAACUGAAAUUUAUUCAAUCACAAACAAAAUUAGACUGCAUUAAACUCACUCAAAUCUUUCGAAUUAUUGAUGAGUUUGGCUUGAGAUCAUCAGAAAAAGACUUGAUACUCACUAUGGAUGAGAUUAGACAGAUGGUUUUAAACAUUUACUUUUUGGCGCAGAAGUCUCAGUUAGUUCAUCUAGACUACAAGGUUUCUUCUAGAAUUGUUUUAGAUUUGAUAAGUGAAACAUUUGACAAAAGUUGUCGAAAGAAAGGAUGCACUCUGCUAGAUUUUUUGGUGUUUUUCACCAUUCUUUGUGGAGAGACUACUCUAGGAGAAAAAUAUAGAAGACUCUUGCAUCUUAUUUCAGACCAUAACAACUGCAUUCAGAGGCGCAGUCUAGCUCUACUGCUUAAAUCUAUUGCCAGCCUAGCUCAUUUGGUCAAUGAAGCACCUGCUUUUGGACAUUGGACUGUAUUGGCUGCUGUUCAGCAGUGUUUUGAACAGUGUGAAAGCCCUGUUGGUGUGCCAGAAGAUGUUGUCUUUGGUUGGAUGGUUCGUGAACCCCAGUCUUUAGUCUGGUGGUCCACCCUUUAUAGAAUCAAUGCAUCAAAUAAAGUUAUCCACCCAGUUCGUUGCUCAGUUUGCAAUAUUCAGUCCAUUCAAGGGCUACGUUACCAAUGCUUGCAAUGCCUCUCAUACAAUCAAUGCCAACAGUGUUUCUGGCUUGGGUUGAUCAGCAAAAAUCACAAAGUGACUCAUCAGAUGCAAGAAUAUUGCACAAAGACCACAUCAAAAGAAGCCACACAAGCACUUUGGAAAAAGAUGAGUAAUUGGCUAACUCUAAAAAAGAAUCGUUCUCCUUCUGCGCGCUAUCUUCCCUUGGAGAAAGGUCACCAGUUUAAGUCGUCCGAAAUGUCACUUUUCAGUGAGCAACUUGGUGACAGCCAAAGUACGGUCACAGAAAACACAGUCACUUAUCAGUUGGGCCAUCAACCACGAGAAAUCGCUAGUGUGGUUGGUCAUCUAAUGGAAGGAAAGGGGAAACUUGAGUGCGUUGUACAACAGAGUGAUUUCGCCAACAGUUUGGGCCCAGUCGUAAAAGAACAUUGCGAUCAACUUGAACUACAGCUACGACGACUGCGUCAGUUAGUUGCCCAGAAAGAAGCGCCAAAAGAUAACCUUUUGCCUCAUGUACCACGAAUGCUUACUCGCCUCGAGAGCACCCCUGUGUUACCCAGUCAACAACGGAAGAACGAACUUGAACAACUCAAUUUUAGCCCAAUCGACGAACCCAAAAGCAUUAUGCAGCGCACCGCCCGUGAAAGACAAAGCUUGCGCACUCCUUCAGUUAAGGCAAAUAUUGUCACCAAUGGAACUUUGAAUUAUUGCACGCCGCGCUUACAGAGGAAGACUACAGAUAAUGGUAUUAGCAACAGCAAAAACUACAACGGAACCGUAGAGAGCGUACCACGCUUUGCAACCGACUUUAGCCUGCGGGAUUUGAGCCGCAACCUACAGCAGCCUACAGCCCCCAGUGGUCUAGCGCAAUCAUCAUCUUCAACUGUAGAUUCACAGCUAAAUGCUGAACUAGAAGAAAUCUUGGCUCAGCUUGAUCAGCUUUUCCCAUCUCAGCCAUUCAAUGGUGUUCCUUGUUCUGCAGUGGCGCGUUGUGCAGCGGUACACCCUCCACCUGAAAAUGCAACUCUUGUUAGAGCUACCAAUCAAGUAGCCGGAGUCUUAGCAGAAUUUGUUGAUGGGUUUAAUGAAUGAAAUGCAUUAAUUACUGCACACUCAAUUUGAGUGUUAUGUGAAUUUUUUCGUUUUGUAUGACUUUGAUUUCAGUUAAAAGUCACAUUUAUGUAUUUGUGUCGUGUCGAACUGCAUCCUGCCAAACUAGUUUCAUACCAUGACAAUCGUGAGCCUGAGACAAUUUCAAAUUUUCUGUCGUAAACAAAAACAAUCAAUUGCUGUGCUAUGUUAUAUUUGAGAUUUCAAACUUUCAAUACAAUCUCUCGUUAAUUUUGGA